UCUUCCAUUUGAUCCAGAUAUUUCUGUGGAGAAAAAAAGACUUGGCAAAAGAUGGCUCUAUUGAAAUGCGGCUGGCUCUGGAGACAGAGUUCUAUUCUGCGACGCUGGAAAAGGAACUGGUUCGUGCUGUGGGCGGACGGCAGCCUCGUCUACUACCAAGAUGAUACCGGCCGCGAAAUGGACGGAAGAAUUAACAUCAGAUCCAAUUGCCGAGACGUCAGGACAGGCCGCGAAUGCCGUGAUAUCCAGCCUCCGGAAGGGAAAACCCGGGAGUGCCUGUUGUGCGUUGUGCAAAGGGCUGGGCCCAAGACCAUGCUGUGCGCUGAGAGCGAAGACGAUGCGUUGUAAGUUGUGGGAAGCGAGGACAGAAAAAUCAAGAUAGCUGAAGCCCUGACCCUUUUUGUGAUGGGUAGGGUUUCAGUCAUAUAAUCUUGACAUUUCUGAAACCACUCAUGGUCCAUCUGCAACGCAGUGGCCACACCCAAGGACCGGUCAUGGGAAAUGGUGUUUUUUAGUUUUUAUUUAUUUAUGACUAGCUGUACC
Molecule: messenger RNA, 543 nt
Organism: Crotalus tigris (Tiger rattlesnake)
Lineage: Eukaryota; Metazoa; Chordata; Lepidosauria; Squamata; Viperidae
Product: pleckstrin homology domain-containing family B member 1-like
Exons: 3
Coding region: 52-348 (98 amino acids)
Biological process (GO): regulation of cell differentiation
Cellular component (GO): membrane
Source: RefSeq, a predicted model, not a curated record